GUUAACAAUACUUUCCUAUAUAAAGGGUAUUGAUAUAUUAUGGUUGACCAAGGAAAAGAUUUUUCAGAUUAUUCGAAUCUUAGGGUUUCAACAAACAAAGAGAGAUGAGUGAAGCCACCGUGUGGUCUGAUUUACCCGGAGAACUCCUCGAUCAUAUAGCCAACGGUCUCUUCUCCAAAGUCGAGCUUCUCCGAUUCCGUAGCAUCUGCAAAACCUUCCGUUCUGCGGUUGACUCCGACAAGAAUUUUCUCGACCACCUCAAACGCAACCGUAGACGCCUUCUCUCUCCUUACAGUACUGGUAAAACGUGUUCGCUCUCUCCCGCAGCUUUCUAUCGAGUGGUUCUGUCGUCAUAUCCGGACAAAGGAUGGCUUAUCAAACUCCAAGAUGCCUAUGUCUCCUCUCAAAAGCAGCUCCUUUCUCCUCUCUCUCGUUUCUCCAUCAAAUCAUCUGGCAAAACCCUAGAUCUCUUGGAGUUCACGGUUUCAGAGAUUCAUCAAUCUUACGACGUGGAAUACUUAUAUUAUAAUUCGACUAGAGCAUCGUUUAAUUUCGCUAGAGUUGUUCUAGCAGAGGACUUUGUUUUCAUAGUUGAUAACUACAAGAAAAUCUGGUUGUGCAAUAGUAACGAAAGUGAUAGUCAUUGGGUAAGAAUCAUGGAUGAAGAAGUUAAACUUUUCUCGGAUAUUGUAUUUCACAAAGGUUAUAUGUAUGCCUUAGACUUAACAGGAGCAGUUUGGUGGAUUAGUUUAUCUGAGUUUGGAAUAUUUCAAUUCGGACCUUCAAGUACUCCAAUGGACUACUGUGACAUUGAUGAGUGCAAAGACAAGAGGUUCGUUGAGUAUUGCGGAGAUCUAUGCAUUGUUCAUCGAUUUUCUAGGAAAUUUCGCAUAAAGCGAGUUGAUAUAGAUAUGACAGUUGGUUUCAAGGUUUAUAAGAUGGACGAGGAAUUGGUUGAAUAUGUUGAGGUUAAGUCUUUGGGAGAUAAGGCUUUUGUGAUGGCUACAGAUAGUUGUUUCUCUGUCUUGGCGAGAGAGUACUAUGGAUGUUUGGAGAAUUCGAUCUAUUUUACAGAGCAAAACAAUGUUAAAGUGUUCAAGCUUGGUGAUGGUAGUAUCACUAACAUGGUUGAUUCUUCUUUUCAGAGUUGUUUUCAGAUGCUUAUUCCUCCUUUAGUUUGA
Molecule: messenger RNA, 1181 nt
Organism: Arabidopsis thaliana (thale cress)
Lineage: Eukaryota; Viridiplantae; Streptophyta; Magnoliopsida; Brassicales; Brassicaceae
Product: F-box SKIP23-like protein (DUF295)
Exons: 2
Coding region: 105-1181 (358 amino acids)
Biological process (GO): protein ubiquitination
Source: RefSeq, marked reviewed